Molecule: messenger RNA, 1766 nt
Organism: Haplochromis burtoni (Burton's mouthbrooder)
Lineage: Eukaryota; Metazoa; Chordata; Actinopteri; Cichliformes; Cichlidae
Product: solute carrier family 2, facilitated glucose transporter member 5
Exons: 13
Coding region: 1-1614 (537 amino acids)
Biological process (GO): monosaccharide transmembrane transport
Cellular component (GO): membrane
Molecular function (GO): hexose transmembrane transporter activity
Source: RefSeq, a predicted model, not a curated record
AUGGUGUUGAUAGGUAUCGUCCGUAAAAGUGUGCUGUUAUUACUGCUGGAAGUGACAGCGAGCCCAAACACGGCCAUGGCGGACACCGAGGAAUGGGGAAAGCCUGUGGAGAGGAAAGGGAGGCUAACUGUAGUCCUGGUGCUGGCAACACUCAUAGCUGCCUUUGGUUCGUCCUUCCAGUACGGCUAUAAUGUCUCUGUGGUCAACUCUCCAUCGCAGUUCAUGCAGCAGUUUUAUAAUACAACCUACAUGGAGCGUUACCACAGCCCGAUGGAGGAGAACGUCCUGACUCUGCUGUGGUCUCUCUCCGUGUCCAUGUUCCCUCUCGGAGGCUUCUUCGGCUCUCUGAUGGUGGCCCCUCUGGCCAACAAACUUGGGAGGAAGGGCACCCUCCUCUUCAACAACAUCUUCUCCAUCGUCCCUGCUAUAAUGAUGGGAGUCAGUGAGAUCGCCAAGUCCUACGAGAUCAUCAUUGUAGCCAGGUUUAUAGUAGGCAUCUGUGCAGGUCUCUCUUCCACUGUGGUGCCCAUGUAUCUGGGUGAGAUCGCUCCCAAAAACCUGAGGGGAGCUCUCUGCAUUGUUCCAGAACUUUUCAUCACUUUUGGCAUCCUCUGCGCCCAAGUGCUGGGCAUUAGAAACAUACUGGGAAACAGCACAGGCUGGACCCUCCUGCUUGGCCUUACUGGUAUUCCCGCCGCGAUUCAGCUCCUGCUGCUCCCCUUCUUCCCUGAGAGCCCCAGGUACAUGCUCAUCCAGAAUGGAGACGAGAAGAAAGCAACGAAGGCACUGCAGCGCCUGCGUGGGUGGGACGACGUGGACAGCGAGCUGUUGGAGAUGCGUCAGGAGGACCAGUCCGAGAAGGCCGAAGGUCACCUGAGUGUGUUCUCCCUGCUGUCCCAGCGCUCUCUUCGCUGGCAGCUGAUCUCCAUAGUCGUCAUGAACAUGGGCCAGCAGCUGUCGGGUGUCAAUGCGAUCUACUACUAUGCAGACAUCAUAUACGGCUCUGCAGGAGUCAGGGAGAGUGACAUCCAGUAUGUCACAGUGGGAACGGGAGCAGUAAAUGUCUUUAUGAGUGUAACUGCUGUGUUCAUCGUGGAAGCCUCAGGUCGCCGCCUGCUCCUCCUCUGUGGUUUUGGGAUCUGCUGCGGAGCCUGUGUGCUGCUCACUGUCGCACUCAACUUGCAGGAGACUGUGACAUGGAUGCCCUAUGUCAGCAUCGCCUCUGUCAUCAUCUACGUCAUCGGACAUGCCAUAGGACCGAGUCCCAUUCCUUAUGUGGUGGCCACUGAGAUGUUCCGGCAAACAGCCAGGCCUGCGGCAUUCAUGGUGGCCGGCUCCGUCCACUGGCUCUCCAACUUCGUCGUUGGUUUAAUCUUUCCCUUCCUCGAGCGAGGCCUGGGCCCCUACAGCUUCAUCAUUUUUGCCGUCAUCUGUCUGGUCACCCUGAUCUACAUCUGGCUGGUGGUGCCCGAAACAAAGAAGAAGACCUUCCUGGAGGUCUUCCAGAUGUUUGCAAAGAGGAACAAAGUGGAGUUAAAUCUGGGUGACGGCGAUCUGCCGCUGAAAGAGCUCAAAGAGAGCCCACAGGAUGCACAGAAGGCCACGCCCUUCUGAAGAAAGAAGGAGAACAUUGAUAGAAGAGGAAGUAUUCGCUGCGGGUGUGGAGCGAGGGAGUGUGUGUGUGGUAGAAGACUUGACAGUGUUUUAAUUUUAGAUGCCUCUGUGUGCCUUUUCUUUGUAUUUGCGCCUGCAGAUGUUGGUAGAUU